AUGCAUACUUAUUAUUAUGCUUUAUGGUUGCUAACUUUAAGCAUUGUUUUGAGCAAUUCGAGAUAUAUAUCUCGACCGAUCGACAGUGAACGAUAUGAAGAUAUAUAUGAUCCAAAUACUUAUUUUGAUUAUGUUUAUCGACCUAAUGGUCUCGCAACAUAUUUAAGUAAUCUUGCUUUAGAAAUGCAUGAUGGUAAAUUAAAUGAUGGUGGAAUAUUCGAACGGCGAACUAAAUCAAUCAGAAAAGGUGAUCCACGUGAAUUUAUGGGAUAA
Rotaria sp. Silwood2 is the source of this 273-nucleotide messenger RNA. The record is from the annotation of a GenBank genome assembly. Lineage: Eukaryota; Metazoa; Rotifera; Eurotatoria; Philodinida; Philodinidae.